Messenger RNA from Electrophorus electricus (electric eel), 933 nucleotides. It is a transcript of the gene vax2, whose product is annotated as ventral anterior homeobox 2. Gene Ontology annotation, molecular function: RNA polymerase II cis-regulatory region sequence-specific DNA binding; DNA-binding transcription factor activity, RNA polymerase II-specific. Gene Ontology annotation, cellular component: nucleus. The record is from RefSeq and is a predicted model, not a curated record. Gene Ontology annotation, biological process: neuron differentiation; regulation of transcription by RNA polymerase II; central nervous system development. Lineage: Eukaryota; Metazoa; Chordata; Actinopteri; Gymnotiformes; Gymnotidae.
AUGUUUGAUCAAGCCACCAGUAUGGGCGAUGGAAUCGCCGAGGACAGAAACCACUGUGGACCCAAUUCAAUGUGUCGUGACAGGGGCAGAGACUCGAAAACUCGGGCGGAACAGGGAAACCGGUCUCCUAUACAGAGUUCAACAGACACCCCUGGGACAUCUGCGUCAACACCAACUUCCUCAAGUGAGGAUGGACCCGAUAAACUUUUAGGAGUGGAUCCAGACUACUGCCGAAGAAUUUUAGUUAGAGAUGCUAAGGGUACAAUUCGCGAGAUCGUUUUACCAAAAGGCCUCGACUUAGACCGACCGAAACGCACACGGACCUCCUUCACUGCAGAACAGCUUUACCGACUCGAGCUGGAGUUCCAGCGCUGUCAGUACGUGGUAGGACGUGAGCGAACGGAGCUUGCGAGACAACUGAAUCUCUCCGAAACUCAGGUGAAAGUGUGGUUCCAAAACCGCCGCACCAAACAGAAGAAGGACCAGACAAAGGACUUGGACAAGCGCUCCUCUUCGGCCUCCGAGUCCCUGGCCACGUGCAACAUUCUGCGGCUGUUGGAACAGGGCCGCCUGCUCUCUGUCCCCGUGCCUCCGCCUAACCCUCUACUGCCUCCACCACACCCUGGCAACGGCUCGCUCCUGGCCAGCCCAACUGCGUCCUCGUCCUCGCCUGGGGUGAGUGGUGCCGGCACUCCUCCAGGGGGCAUAGCUGCGGGGGGUGGGCCGUUCGGCCUGUCACUGUCCUCGCUCGGUGGCACCCCGCCCUCCCCCCGGCUGGGCGUACCACCUCCCUCUUUGUUCCCCGUCCCACUGCUUGGUGGCGCUCAUCACGAGCUGACGUCCGGCUAUGGGUGUGGGGCAUCGGCUUUUGAGCCCUACACCCGGACAGAGAGGAAGGACGCAGAUCUGGGCGGUAAGAAAACAAUUUCCUAA